Messenger RNA from Cygnus atratus (black swan), 1015 nucleotides. It is a transcript of the gene ZMAT2, whose product is annotated as zinc finger matrin-type 2. The transcript has 6 exons. The record is from RefSeq and is a predicted model, not a curated record. The coding region runs from base 117 to 716 and encodes 199 amino acids. Gene Ontology annotation, cellular component: spliceosomal complex; U4/U6 x U5 tri-snRNP complex. Lineage: Eukaryota; Metazoa; Chordata; Aves; Anseriformes; Anatidae. Gene Ontology annotation, biological process: mRNA splicing, via spliceosome. Gene Ontology annotation, molecular function: nucleic acid binding; zinc ion binding.
GCGCGGAGGCGGGGCUGCCGCGGCCGGGCCGCCGCCGGCUGAGCGGGCGGAUCCGCAGCGCUUUACGGCGCGGGCGGCGCGACAGUUCCUGGAGCCUCGUCGCCUGCACCCUCAACAUGGCGUCGGGCAGCGGGACUAAGAACUUGGACUUCCGUCGAAAGUGGGACAAAGAUGAAUAUGAGAAACUUGCAGAGAAGCGGCUCACGGAGGAGAGAGAGAAGAAAGAUGGCAAACCAGCUCAGCCCGUCAAAAGGGAACUUCUGCGGCACCGAGACUACAAAGUGGACCUGGAAUCAAAGCUGGGGAAAACCAUCGUCAUCACCAAAACUACCCCUCAAUCAGAGAUGGGAGGGUAUUACUGUAAUGUAUGCGACUGUGUGGUGAAAGACUCCAUUAACUUCUUGGAUCACAUCAAUGGCAAAAAACACCAGAGAAAUCUGGGCAUGUCCAUGCGGGUGGAGCGCUCCACGCUGGACCAGGUGAAGAAGCGCUUUGAGGUGAACAAGAAGAAGAUGGAGGAGAAACAGAAAGACUAUGACUUUGAGGAGAGGAUGAAGGAACUCCGUGAGGAGGAGGAAAAGGCGAAAGCCUACAAGAAGGAGAAGCAGAGAGAGAAGAAAAGGAGGGCAGAGGAAGAUUUGACAUUUGAAGAGGAUGAUGAAAUGGCAGCUGUGAUGGGUUUCUCUGGUUUUGGCUCAACCAAAAAGAAUCACUGAGCAGCUCUGGACUCUCCUCUUUGUUAAAACAGAUUGUUUUUACCCAGGAGACUCUGGAUAAUUCUUUAAAGACUUGACUGAGGACUUGUAUGUAAAUCUCCCAGUAGAAGUUGGCCGGAGGAGUCGAAAACUGAUUCCAUGCUCUACCUGUGCUGCAGAACAAGCUCCACUUGUCAUUAGCUUCCCAUCUCCUUCUGUGUCCUAGAUCUGGCUGCUCAUCAAUGCUCUUUGGCCUUGUGUGUGCAGGGAAAUGCUCUGCUGGGUACAUUUUAGUGUCAAUAAAGUGCAGCAGUUCUGUA